UAUGGCCACGCCCACCACCCCUGUGGGCGACAAGAGAAAGAAAGCCUUUCGAGGUGAGUGGGCAAGCGUGUACUGUUUCGCCACGCAAGGUAGUUGUGCCUAGCACAUCUCGCGCCCAAGGGGAGGGAACCCCUCGGGAUAAAGCCUAAAACAUACUGCAAAUAAGGCCAGUGAGACUAAAAGCCUGCAGCCCAUUCAGAAUUUGACACACUGUGCCCUUCUUUGGUUUCAAUCUACUCAGAACCAAUAUUGUUCUAGACACUCCCUGCCCUUCUAACUGGGCUCUUUAUAUCACGUGAAAGCUGCUGAUUGCUGUCGUUUAGUCUAUGGGUGUGCUCUGACAGUCUCCUGACCCAGUGUGAUUACGCACAUGAACAUAAGUGUUUACUAGGCUCUUUUCGAAGGAAAAUGUGUGGUAUAGUUUUGUCUGUCUGUUUCUGUGACCACGCAAAGAACAGCCAGAAGUUGGACCACCUUGGUGCCAUGCAGACAAUGGUACUAUGUAUGUUCUGCAUGUUGUUGUGUCUUUGCUUUGCUUUGGCCUUAUUGCUGUACAGUGGUUUCAGGUUUUGCCUUUGGUUGAAGAUUUGGACCCUUGAGUUGCCCUCGUAGGUCAGUUGGUAGAGUGCUCGCCUAGAAUGCAGAGUGUUGUGGGUUCGAAUCCUACCUAGCUUCGAAAAAAGAGCCUUACGUAUUUGCUUUGCCUUGCCUCUCUACCUCGUUGAUGACGCAUGUAACAAUAGACCAUGUGAUGCCAAGAGAAAAAAGAUGCGGACUACCAAGAAUUAGAAUGUUUGUGCCUUUACUGAUGCAGCAAGCCAUGUUUUCUAUACAGGUACGCAUUUUUAAAGUUGAUCCAAACAAGAGACAUUCAGUAUAAAUGAAAUUCCGACUACUGGGAAGGACAGGCUUGAAACUGUCUAUCCUUGGAAUGGGUGGUUCCGGAUUUGGAAACGUGUAUGGAAACUAUAAUCAGGAGACAGCAACACAUGCUGUGAAAGAAGCACUAGACAGAGGAGUAAAUUAUAUUGAUACAGCCUACUGGUACGGCCAAGGUCAAUCGGAGUUAUUUCUUGGAAGAGCACUUCGCGGCAUUAAGAGAGAAAAUUUCAUUGUUAGCACUAAAGUGUGUCGUUACGAGCAAGAUUACCCCAAUAUGUUUGACUUUUCAGCAGAAACUGUUAAUAGGAGUGCUUAUGAGAGUUUAAAACGUUUACAACUGGACCACAUUGAUAUAUUACAAAUUCAUGAUGUGGAAUUUGCACCAUCUAUUGCUACAGUUUUGCAUGAGACAUUACCAGCACUACAGCGACUAAAAGAUCAAGGGCUCUGCAGAUAUAUUGGAAUAACAGGCUAUCCUCUCUCUAUAUUAAGGAAAAUAACCGAGGAAAGCACAAUCCCUAUUGACUGUGUUUUGAGCUACUGUAGGCUCACAUUAAACGAUACAUCACUAAUCGAUCAUUUUCAUUAUUUUAACUCAAGAAAUGUGGGGUUAAUCAAUGCAAGCCCUAUUGGAAUGGGAUUACUAACACCUAACGGUGUUCAGCCCUGGCAUCCUGCAAGCGCUGAUAUAAAAUCAGCUUGUGCCAAAGCAAUGGAGUUCUGCCAGGAGCAAGGUGUGGAUAUUGCACAACUUGCAAUCAAUUUUUCAACAUCUUUCAAAGAGAUUACAACCACACUCGUAAGUAUGAACGAUGAUGUCACUGUCGGAAACAACAUAGCUGCUACACUGAACCCCCUUACCAAGCAUGAAGCACAUGUUAGAGACUGUAUCAUCAAGAAGUAUUUUUCUCCACUGAAACAAAGACAUUGGGAAGGUGUGGAGGUUGAAAAAUAUAAAAAACAACUAAUGCAGCACAAGUAAUGAGUGUUUAAUCCCAACUAAGGUCAUUUUCCUGUAGUGUUGUUUUAAUGUCUUUUAUUCUUCGAAGAAAUUUUACAUUUGCAUCUCUGGAACAUGUAACUUGAACACUUGUAGAAGGACGGUCUAUACGAGAAUUAGCUGUUGCUCCGAGCUGCCUGGAUACAAUGCCAAUUUGCUUUGUUUUCAAUUCCAUCUGAUCAGCCAAAUGCUGUAGCUGCUCCUCACUUAAUCCAAAAGCAGCUGGUUGUCUUGUUGUCAACUUCUGUGCAAGUUCCUGAUGCUCACUGAGUAAUACAAGAAUAAACAUUUAAAUGACAGAUGGCCAAUGCCACGAAUUAUUGGAGAGCGAGCGCAAGCAGUUAAACUUUUUGCUCAAAUUUUAGAAUUACGUAAUACGUAUGUGCAGUGCCCGUCACAUACAAAGAAAGAUAUAUCAUAUAGAAACUCCCCGCAUUCUGACGACUAGGUAGGUUCCCUUGCCAAUGAAAGGUUAAUGUUUGUCUGAAUACAGCAGAUGCUGUAGUCUUACAUAGCAAACCAUUAUGCCUGUAGUGUAAAAGGCACUUAUACAUAAGCUAUGUAAUGGCAGUUUAAUCUACUACAAGUUGCCAUGCCAUGUGUGUGUAUAAUAACAUUCAUACCACGGCACCAAAGUUCUAAAUCCUCCAGUGCCAGCCACACAUACACCGAUUCCAACCCCUACCAGCUGAGUUGCCCUGGUAGCUGAGUUGAUAGCGCGCUCAGCCUAGACUGCAGAGUGUCAUGGGUUUGAAUCCCACCUAGGGGAGCUCUUCUUU
Geodia barretti is the source of this 2661-nucleotide messenger RNA. NCBI's taxonomy places the organism in Eukaryota, Metazoa, Porifera, Demospongiae, Tetractinellida, Geodiidae. The record is from the annotation of a GenBank genome assembly.